AUGAGCGCCUCCGUGGCCGCGCCCCCUGCGAGGCUGGCCGCCCCGCGCAGUCGACCAUCAGCUACCCAGCAUCACCGCGAUGCAGCCAGCGGCGGCGAUGGGCGACGCGCGGAGAGAGCGUCUUCCAUAGACCCUUUAUCCGAUAGGGCGACGCUGAUGCUUAUCCGCCGCGUCCUCUGUCCCCAGAAAUUGAGCGACAAGGGCCGUGACGUGCUUCCACCGAUCGAGGAGCUGCUCCCUUCCCUGACGAGCCGAAACGAUGUCGACCUGCAGCUGUAUGCAUUCCUCGCCAUCAUUAUUCGCGAGUUCGUGCAGGCCUGGUACAACAAGAUUACGCCCGACGAGACCUUUGUCGCAGAGGUCCUGCAGGUCAUUGCUCACUGCAGUAGGGCGCUGGAGCAGCGCUUCAGGGCUCUGGACGUGGAGAGCUUGGUGCUGGAUGAAAUUCCUGAUCUACUGGAUAGGCAUAUCACAGCGUACAGAAUGAGCCAUGAUCCGGUGUCGCAGGAGCCGGUAGCUGUGAACCCCCGACAAGUCUACCAUGCGCUCUUUCCACUGCCUCAGCUAUCUCCUGUACCUCAAGCUGGUGAUGCAAAGUCUUCCCAGGAGCAGAUGGAAAACGAGACUGCUUACCGUCAACUGUUGGUGCAAGCCGUUCUUGCUAUUCUGCUGCCGACGGAAGACUUGGAGAAUCCGUGUCUGACAGCUAUUGUCGGACAAAUACUCUCUGAGCUCAUUGUCGGUAAUCUGAUUGCGGGCAAGGCAUCGCAGCCCUGGCUCCUGUACGAAAGUAUCUGCAUCGCGGGCAGGGUCCUUGGCGAGAAAAAGAUACGGGCCACCCAGCGAAUGGUCUCUGGUCGGCACGCGCCGCCAGUCAAGGCCAAGGGCAACAAGGAGCGCAUCAAGUGGUCGGCGCAAGCCGUAUUCCUGACCAUGAUCCACUUUGCGGUGAUGAUAUUUACAUCUGCUCGGUUAUUGAUCACGACACUAGUUGCAUCAUCCUCAUUGCCGCUACGGCAAACGGCGGUGGACUUUUCGGGCGGCUCGAGAGCUACCGGGGCGCACCGCGAUGUCAACAACCAUGGCAGGCCCACCAAGGUUCCAGUUCUUGAUUUCAAAGUAUGGCAGUGUGUCGGGAAUCUCAUUCAGCUAGAUUCCCGCAUGCCGUGGCUGUCGGGCUUUCUUUCGCUGCUACAGUAUCAAGCUGUCCACGGACCGGGAAGGCUGGUAGGCCUGAAUAGCCCACUUGACCGGCUCCUUUCACACCACAUUCAGCAAAUGUUCUCGGCGUCACACCUGCCCGGUUUGUUGCGUCUCCUGCGGGGCGUACUCUUUCCCAAUAACGCACCCGGCCAGUCGACACUCAGACCCCCGUCCUCUGACGACGAACUUGCGGCGCUUCGCACGAGGGCGGCCAGUGCCCUGCUGGGCCUGCUGCCGACGGGCGUGGCCAAGGUCUAUCUGGGGGGUGGUGCCCUGUCGGCUGCUACCCACGGAGGCAUGGUGGACGGCAUGGAGGACCUGGUCCGGGUGCUGGACGACGAGUACUGCAACAAGCAUCUCAUGUAUAGCGUCCUUGAGCUGAUACUGGUGCGUCUGAUGCCGGAGCUCAGCGAAAAGGGUGUGGGCGAGCUCUGGGAGGAGAGGCUCGGUUGA
Messenger RNA from Cordyceps militaris CM01, 1656 nucleotides. RefSeq names its product PXA domain protein. Bases 1 to 1656 code for a protein of 551 amino acids. The record is from RefSeq and is a predicted model, not a curated record. NCBI's taxonomy places the organism in Eukaryota, Fungi, Ascomycota, Sordariomycetes, Hypocreales, Cordycipitaceae. Gene Ontology annotation, cellular component: early endosome; late endosome; extrinsic component of endosome membrane. Gene Ontology annotation, biological process: endosome to lysosome transport; early endosome to late endosome transport; protein targeting to lysosome. Gene Ontology annotation, molecular function: phosphatidylinositol binding. The transcript is spliced from 3 exons.